Messenger RNA from Scylla paramamosain (green mud crab), 7659 nucleotides. Its product is annotated as tripartite motif-containing protein 5-like. The transcript is spliced from 5 exons. The record is from RefSeq and is a predicted model, not a curated record. Gene Ontology annotation, molecular function: zinc ion binding. Bases 504 to 2030 code for a protein of 508 amino acids. Lineage: Eukaryota; Metazoa; Arthropoda; Malacostraca; Decapoda; Portunidae.
AGUUGUGAUUAGACGAUGAUACAUUUUUAAGAAUUUACUCCUGGGAUCUCGGAAUACGAACGAGUAAAGACGGAAAGUGUUCUUACAGCUUGUGACAUUUGAUCAAGCGAGGCAAUGCAUGCAGAGAGACUGAAGCCAUCCAACGUCAGAAUCAUAACGUCAAGAGCCAGUAAUCUCGCGGGAUCAGAAUAUUGACGUAAGGUACUGAUGGAAGAGCUGCGCCGUGAGUCAUAUCCGGAUUACGUAAAGCUUGUGUAUAAGGAACUCGCGGAGCAAGACUGACUGACACACACUCCAUCGCCGUGACUUGUACUAGUUCCUCUGGUGGUGUUGUGAAGACGUGCAUCUACAAAGCCGCGCGAAGUUUGCUUGUCUUUCACGCUAGAUUGUCAUAAAAGCAGCGAGCGCUUCUGACAGUCUAGCUCUGGUGGUGUAGAGGCCACGUGCACUCACAGCACGGCGCGGAGGUUCUUGUUGAGUGAGAGGAAAGGGUUUUUUGCACGAUGGUCAACUCCCGCAGCCAGGGCUCGUCAAGGCAGCACAUCAUAUCUCGUGGAGUGGACGAUGCUUUGCAGAGUCUUGCUGGUCAUCUUGCAAACGCUCCGCCGCGACUGCACGCAAACAAGAGACAGCAAGGGCUGACCACCAAGGAGCAACUGCAGUGUGCCUUGUGCUGCCAGGCGUAUGAGGCACAGCUGAGGGAGCCUGUGGUCCUGCCCUCCUGCGGCCACACCUUCUGCCGCCUGUGUCUCUACCGCCUACAGGACCUGCAACGGGACUUCUGCUGCCCCUUCUGCAGGACUCGGCACUGUGGUCUGCCGGUGGACCUGCUGCCCGUGAACUUUAUCGUCAUGAAUCUCUUAGAGGCUAUUGAAAAGGUUGAAGGCAAUGUUUACAACGAGGAGAAUCCUGCUGAAGAAGUUUGCUGUCUCCACUUGGAGCCACAGUUGCUGUGGUGUCGCCAGUGCCGGCAGGUGCUGUGCGCCAAGUGCCUCUCUCAGCAGCAGCACGAUGGGCACGCCCUGCACCACGUGCGAACCGUCUUGGCGGAAAAAAAAAGUCACAUCGAGGACGAGACGAAUGAGAUGCUUCGUCACUUGCAGAAGGAGAAGGAGCAGCUGACGCAGGAGGUUGAGGCAGUUGUCUCCGACCUGGCAAAAAUCUACGAGAAGAGCGAGAGGCUGAGCCUGGAGGCUGAUAAGGUUGACACCAUUCGAAAAGUCAUGGCAAGCACGAAUGACCUAAUGGCCGUGGCACAGCUGGAGCUCACACUGCACAGAGCCUCGAAAAACACCAGUAUUCCUGACGCUGUGCUGCAGGCGUUACUGGAGCACCGGGGCGACAACUUUAUCACCGGGAACGAAGAGAUGCCGGCUGACGACAGCACAGAAAGGGUUUUUUGGGACGAGGACAGGAGUGGCCUCCAGUUUUGGCCGCUGACGAGGGACAUGGCUGGCGGCAGAAGACACUGGCCCAUCAUACCCUGGCAGCGCUUCAUAGCCCAGGUCCCGGCGGUACAGCUUCUGGUCCCACCCCCCGCCCCCGAAGUGUAUCUGCAGCUGGAGGCAGCCGGUGUCGACCUGGGCCGCAUCCGCAUACGCCUCUGGGGUCAGCUGCGCCGCGCACAGCACUUCUUGGCCCUUUGCCUGGGCACCUUCGGACCCUCAUACCAUGGGGCAAAAUUCCGCACCGUUGAGCGCAAGGGUGAACCAGGAGAGAGUCUGCGGGGCGGCGACUAUCCGGCGACGGACGGUAAAGGCACCAGCUGCCGGGGCGUGAUGGCGGGGCUGGAGUGGGGCGGCCAGCACGCCGGGCCCGUCAGGAAGGGGCUUCUUGGUGGGGGAGGGGGAGGAUGUCAUGAGUCCGAUGCACUUUUCAACAUUUGCCUGCAAGACAAGCCUCAGGGGAAGAUGUCUUGCCCCUUCGGGGAGGUUGUGUCAGGGCUGGGCGUCGUGUGGCGGGCGGCGAGUCACCAUCCCGUCUCCGAAGUCACCAUCACUGCCGCCGGCCUCGUCCACCACAGCACGUGACCCCAACCUUUCCCUUGUAGUGCCGUGCUGAGCAUAGCUGCCUCAGAUACUCCCUCGUCCUCCCCGUCAAAGUGGCAGCCCUGAUGGACAAGCUUGGAUGUAUUAAAACUACACUUCUCGAGUCUGGAGAUCGCCUACGCCUUGUUAGUAGCCCUCCUGGAGAUUCUGGUGUAUCAUCCGUCAAUCUCGAACAAGGUUUUCCUUUAGUCGCCAGCUGCAGAGGUGUGACCCCAACACAGACACUGCCUCUGCAUGGCGUUCCCUCCACAGCUAGCCUCUCCCUUGUUCCCCCGCACCCCACAAGGCUUCCUCCGCAACCAACCCCGCCUCGCUCGCUAAUCUCCCGUCCAGCAGCCAGCCUCCCUUCACAACAAGGAGGCUUCACUCUCUAGCUUCCUUGCUCCACAGCUACUCAGAUGCUAGCAAUGCACCUGUGAUAUAAUUUAUCUCAAUACCGAGUCCGUUUCCGUUAUCUGUGCGUCACUAUUUGUUUGCUGCUGCUCUGCUGAUAUUAAACCUUUGUUAGUACACACAGGCUGUUUUUUUAACUUUAACACACGGUAUAAGAGGAACAGGUAAUGAGUUUCAGGUUUCCCCUCUUCAUUAUCUCCAUGAGUGACUAAAUGAUCAUAAAAGCGACAUGGACUUAUCUUACUUUUUUGUUUAACUUCACUUUUAAUUUACGCCUUUUACACACAAUCACAUUUUUAAGCUUCUGCAGGUCACUCUUGUUCAUUGCAGUGGGUCAUUUGUAAAGAGUACUGUAUUCAACAUCAACACAUGUUUUCACUUCAAAAUACUCCUGUUUAUCCUCUACUGAGUGAACACUAACUAGUCCAAAAUACAAACAAGCUCGCUCACCCUCCACAAUAAUGACGGCCUCGUAUUCAAACUUCUGGAACAUCUGGUUGAGAGCCCACCGGUAGUGUCGGCCAAUCAGGAAGUAACCUUUGAACUUCCGCUCCUUCAGAGGCACUUCUAUGUCACUCAGAUCUGGGUGCUGAACAGAAAGAAGCUGCUGCUGUGUGUGUGUGUGUGUGUGUGUGUGUGUGUGUGUGUGUGUGUGUGUCAGGAGGAAGGAGUUGAAUGUAGUAAAUGGGAGAAGACCGAUGGAAAGGCCGAAGAAGACCAAAAACUGUUAGGUCGUAUAUACGUGGAAUUCAUGCCUUCUACUCUGCUGUCUGUGAUGGCAACACUGAAGGGAUAAGGUUAAUCGUCAAUUUAUAUGACUUCAAUAUGUUUCAUUAUCUUCAGUCUAUUUUUAAGACUGUUUUUUUUACCAGUGCGUGAUAAAAUAUUCUGUUAGCGUAGGUGUGGCGAAGGCAAAGCAGUGCACGGUGCCACCUUACUCUACGUAGACUAGGGGUGUAGGGUGUCACAGCUGUCACUGACAAGUGACACACAACCUCCUCGUCUAUGGAUCAAGUCACAGCCACACCAACCGUAAUUAAGGAUACAUACGAGUAGCCUAUAUACUAAUACCCACGUAAAAACAUGACUCCCUCCCUGCAUCAGAUAAGUGCCGAUGCGACGCUAUUUGUAAUUACUAGCCACGGUUCGUGUGAAUCACUUCACUUCCUGCGUCGUAAGUCAUUGAAUUUCAGUGUACAUACUUUGGAGACAAACAGAGAGAGAGAGAGAGAGAGAGAGAGAGAGAGAGAGAGAGAGAGAGAGAGAGAGAGAGAGAAUCCAUGUAACGUACUUGGUAUAGUCACGUGAUAUCUACAUAGAUGAGCCCUUCCUCUGCGCCUCAGGCACAGCGGAUAUUCCUCAGUCCUGGCGGGAGUGUUGGAGGCUCCGCAGCAACCUGUCGACUGGCGAGCACGUGUGACACUACCACCUGUGUCGAUAUACUAUCUGUGUGUGUGUGUGUGUGUGUGUGUGUGUGUGUGUGUGGUUGUGGGUGUAGGUGGGAGCAGUGCCUCAGACCAAGCACCUUAGCAGGAUGUCUCAACUCCACCACACCAUCGCCUGAACACGGUGCCCUCAAGCCAUGAACGAGCUCGCCCCACUCCUGCUGCUCCUGCUGCUGACGCCUGGCCAUUCUGGCGCCGCUCGGCCCAACGGAUGCCUCGCUGACACUUCUAUCUUGAACACUGGUCUGGUGGCGGACGUCACCAACGAAAAUACAAAAACAACAGAAGUCAUUAUAACCCGGUACGUGCACAUCAAGGAAGGCUUCCAGGGCGUCACUCUCGAGGUGGAGACGCUUCAAAAAGACGUGAAUAAUCGCCAAGAGACCUUCCAGUUCCAAUUGCCGGCUAGGUGCUUUCAGGGCGAGGCAAGGUGGUGGGGGGUGUGGGUGAAGGCGAAGCUGCUGGAACAUGAAAGAGGCGUAGGGGUCUUCUUCUAUAAUGAACUUAAACUGCAGGUGAGAACUGGCGAGUGUAUUUUGCUGUGUCGCAUUGCUAAUAAAUACAGAGGCAUUCGCAGGCUAAAAGUCUCUGGUCACGGCCCCUCGGAGUGGAGAAAUGACCAACCAGAGGAAGGCUGCGGCACCGUCAAGAAGUGGAAGGAAGGACCAUCCAGAAACACCGUUUUUUGUAUAGAUCUGCCAUCCUUGGACGCUCCAACCCCAAACCAUGACACCCGCAAGGAAAGAAAGCUAUCCAGUCGUGCACCCACUCCCGCGUCCACAACCUCUGCCAAACCCACAACCUCUGCCAAACCCACAACCUCUGCCGAACCCACAACCUCUGCCAAACCCACAACCUCUGCCGAACCCACAACCUCUGCCGAACCCACAACCUCUGCCAAACCCACAACCUCUGCCAAACCCACAACCUCUGCCAAACCCACAGCUUGCCAGAAAGUACUAUCAAUGUCUAUAGAUGUGGUUAUGGUGGUGGUGGUGGUGGUGUUGGUGGUGGUGGUGGUGGUGAUCGUGGUGGUGGUUGUGGUGCUGUUGACUAGACAGAGGCGGAGUAAUGGAGUCUUGUUGUUGUUGUUAUUGUUUCUACUGCUGCUGCUACAGCUGCUGUUGCCGGAGUAGCAGCAUCAGUAGCAGGAGCCACAGCAGUAGCAGCAGCAGCAGCAGCAGUAGCAGCAGCACAAACAGCAGCAACAGCAGUAGUAGCAGCACAAGCAGCAGCAGCAGCAGCAGAAGCAACAGCAGCAACAGCAACAGCAACAGUAGCAGCAGCACAAGCAGCAGCAGCAGCAGAAGCAGCAGCAGCACCACCACCACCAGCAGCAGUAGCAGCAGCACAAGCAGCAGCAGCAGCAGAAGCAGCAACAGCAGCAGUAAUAGUAUUAGAAGGAAGAGGAAAAGGAGGAGGAGGAGGAGGAGCAGCAACAGCAGCAGCAGUAGUAGUACUAGAAGGAGGCGGAAGAGGAGGAAGAGGAGGAGAAGGAGGAGGAGAAGGAGGAGGAGGAGGAAAAAGAGGAGGAAGAAGAAGAGGAGGAGGAGGAGGAGGAUGAGGAGGAGAAGAAGCAGGAGCAGCAGUAGUGUUAUUAUUAUUAUUAUUAUCAUUAGUAGUAGUAGUAGUAGUAGUAGUAGUAGUAGUAGUAGUAGUAGUAGUAGUAGUAGUAGUAGUAGUAGUACUAGUAGUAGUAGUAGUAGUAGUAGUAGUAGUAGUAGUAGUAGUAGUAGUAGUAGCAGUAGUAGUAGUAGUAAUAGCGUCAUCAUCAUCAUCAUCAUUAUCAUCAUCAUCAUCAACAGCAGCAGCAGCAGCAGCAGCAGCAACACCAGUAGCAGCACUGGUAUUAUCCUUAUUACCAUCAUCAUCAUCUAUCAGUAGUAGUAGUAGCAGUAGUAGCAGCAGUAGUAGUAUUGGUAACAGUAAAAGCAGUAGUAGUAUUAGUAACAGCAGACUGAUAGUAACGCCAAUCUCUCACCAUGCCCACAGAUGUAACAAUGAGACCAAAGAACACUGAUGAGCCAACACGCCCAGAAAACGUCUCGAUCAACAGCCUGUAUGAACCUGUAGGCAGGCGAGGAUCCAAGAACAGCCUGUAUGAACCCCUAGACAGCCAGGCACCCAUAAUCAGACAGCAGGAGCCUCUGGACAGCCAGGCACCCACCAACAGACAGCAGGAGCCUCUAGAUAGCCAGGCACCCACCAACAGACAGGGACAGACAAGGAUCCGAAAACAGUCUAUAUGAAGCUUUUGAAAACACUCGACUUCCCACAUUGAGUGACUGAUUGACCGGUUGUCUGAUAUUUUGAUUGAUUGACUGGCUGAAGGAACCUCAGUGUAAUAUCAGUUUUUGUAAACUAAAGUAUAUUUAUGUACUUUCCAUAACACCAUUGUAAAUAUGAUGCUGUUAAGAGUGUUAUUGUUGUGUGUGUGUGUGUGUGUGUGUGUGUGUGUGUGUGUGUGCGAGCGCCUCAGCAACGGAAAUGCAUUCAAUUCUGAACACACACACACACACACACACACACACACACACAUAAAAGCUAUCAUUUACAUCCCUAAUCAUAACAGUUACUCUUUAAUAUUUCAUACUGAUGAUUCUGGCACUGGGGAAUAACCAGUUUUAGCAGUAAGAUGUUAAUCUCAUAUAUUGUACUUUAAUCUCAAGUAUAAUCCCUGUGAACAGUCCUUUCAAGGUGGCACACUCUUUUUCUGCUCUCUUUAGUGUAUUCCUUCAGUAUUAAGUCUUCUGGGAAUAGAUAAAUUCAAAGGAGAUCUGAAGAGUUAAGACUGAGGAUUUAAGACUGAAGGAAGAUUCAGAACACAGUGCAAGUGAGUGUACCAGAUUACAGGACCCUCUGACCAUGAUUGUGGUAUUGUACUUGUAUAUUCUCAUCCCUUUCAGUACCAGAGACUCUUUCCAGGCUCCAUUAACCCUCCCCCCGUGUCAUUAGCCAGGAAAAGAAGAAGAAAUUGAUGCAUAACAAUGUAGCAAAUGGUGCGUAUCAUGUAUAAUCAUGGUCACGAGCACUGAACAAAGCCUUGGUCCACAUUCUGAAACACUUCUAACUACACCUCCACUACUUUCAACAGGCUUUAGUUGAAGUAACAUGGGUUUUCAAUGGUGUUUUUACGGUUUUAGUGACUGGUUAACAAGAUUUCUACAUUAUUAGCAGGAGAAACACUCGUGAGAAAUCGGCAAAUCAUUCCUGAAGCCUCUGAGAACAGUGUUGGUGAGAGAGCAAAGCGUUUCAGAAUACGGGCCAGGGCUGCAUCCUCAUACACUGGUAACCUGCCCGUCCGAACCCGUCUGUGUAUUGGGCUUCAGGAAAACUUAUCACUUCUAAUAAUAUAAGGGCAGUAUUUAUCAUUUUAUUAGCUGAAACUCAAAACCUGCUAUAACGGUAUUUGUCAUUGCUGUAUGUAUAUAUAUUACUAAUAGGAAUACUGAUUAUUAUUAUUCUUAUUAUCAUUAAUAUUAUUAUUGUCAUGCAUGCAGGGAUUCAGACAGGUAGGUUGCAAGAGUAAGAUAAUGCAGCCUUCAGAUCUCUUGGCCACGACCAUAGUGAUGAGUUUUAAUACCUUCGCUACGACCAGUAUCAUCUUAGGUUUUAUCCAGUUUUGUAAUGGCAUCAGGAAUAGAAUUCAACCCAUCUCGUGGUACUGAAAGGGUCAGAUUCCAUGACAUGAUUACUAGCCUUACUUGCUCCAUUACAUAGCCCUAUCUGUGUUGCCUGAUACAAACAACUGAAAAUAAACUGAUAACUUGCAA